This is a messenger RNA of Helobdella robusta, 654 nucleotides long. RefSeq lists its product as hypothetical. The record is from RefSeq and is a predicted model, not a curated record. The transcript is spliced from 2 exons. Lineage: Eukaryota; Metazoa; Annelida; Clitellata; Rhynchobdellida; Glossiphoniidae. Bases 1 to 654 code for a protein of 217 amino acids.
AUGGACGUGCAGGAGAAGAAGGUGAUCAGGUGGAAGAGGGAUUUAUUAUCGGCCAACUUGACGUGGGAUGAGGCGACGAUCCGGAAGUUGAAGUCUUACGAUCUCAUCUGGGACGCACUCGUCAACGAAAUCGAGGAGACCGAAAUGAAGAAUUGUGAAAAAAUUUGGAAGUACCUUGAGCACUUGAUGAGAGCUAAAUUAGACAAAAACGUAUUCAACGUACUGUGCGAAUUUUUAGACGAAGAAAACCCCUGGAUCAGCUCUGAACUUCGAGUAGAGCUGAGUUUGGAGAGAGGCCAAUUGAAAAUUGAUGACUACAUCAAGAACGAGGCUUCCACACUCGUCCACAGACUCUUUGGAACCACAAAACGCCUCUCAGAGGGUGAGAAGCGCCAGCUGGAGCAACUGCUCGCCGUCAGAACUCAAUGCACGAAAAAUAUUUGGAUCAAAAACGUGGAACAAACUAAACAAGCCCUGACCGAGCAAAUCGCGUUAGCCAAACAUAAAGAUGCAGUUCUGAAAGGGUUGAUUCGAAAGAUUCAUGCAUUCAUCAACCAGAGUCGCUCCAUCAGCAUGGCGAGUUCUCGUGGAAGCAUCGACACCGAAGAUGGAAACUCGGACGAAAGUACCACUCGGUAUGCUGUUUUCAUGUAA